Molecule: messenger RNA, 378 nt
Organism: Suillus bovinus
Lineage: Eukaryota; Fungi; Basidiomycota; Agaricomycetes; Boletales; Suillaceae
Product: DAD/Ost2
Exons: 3
Coding region: 1-378 (125 amino acids)
Biological process (GO): protein N-linked glycosylation
Cellular component (GO): membrane; oligosaccharyltransferase complex
Source: RefSeq, a predicted model, not a curated record
AUGGCUGGCCCAAAGUCAUCCUCAAAGACCUCACCUGCGUCGUCGGAAACCUAUGUGGCAGUUUCAACGUUAUGGAAAUCAUACCUUGAUCAGACCCCCAACCGCCUCAAGUUCAUCGACGCUUACUUGGCGUUCACUGUGCUUAGCGGAGUACUGCAGUUCGUGUAUUGCGUACUUGUCACGAACUAUCCUUUCAAUGCAUUCCUUGCUGGGUUUGCAAGUUCAGUAGGCCAAUUCGUUCUCACUGCAUCCCUCCGCGCACAAGUCAACCCCGAAAACAGAUCUGAGUUCAAGGAAGUCUCGCCUGAAAGAGCAUUUGCAGACUUUGCCCUUGGCUCUAUUGUGCUGCACUUCUUCGUAUUUAAUUUCCUCGGAUAA